This is a messenger RNA of Malania oleifera, 1860 nucleotides long. Its product is annotated as lariat debranching enzyme. NCBI's taxonomy places the organism in Eukaryota, Viridiplantae, Streptophyta, Magnoliopsida, Santalales, Ximeniaceae. Gene Ontology annotation, molecular function: RNA lariat debranching enzyme activity. The transcript is spliced from 10 exons. The record is from RefSeq and is a predicted model, not a curated record. Gene Ontology annotation, biological process: mRNA splicing, via spliceosome. The coding region runs from base 373 to 1626 and encodes 417 amino acids. Gene Ontology annotation, cellular component: nucleus.
AUCCAAGCGGUGUAAAGUCGAAAACUUUGUGCUUUUGGAUUCCUAAAAUUUAUUGUCUUGCAGCAAACGCCCCUGCGGUCGAACAUCAAAGUUGAAGAACCAAAUAUGAAUUCUGGUGAAAGCUCAGCGAUCGCUACUGCAAAUAAACCCACAAAUUAAGCUUGGGACUACGAAACUUGUUUCCCACCGUUUUCUUUUGCUACCACAUCAGCAUUGAGGCGAACCAAUCUGUUUAUUGUCGGAAGUGUAUGCUCGCGGGGGGAGCUUAAGCUUCGCAUUCUCUGCAACUCUAAGCCGUUCUGCUGGCGGAAACCCUAAACCCUAGUUUGCGCUUUCGCAUCGAGUUGAAGCUCUUAGAUCGAAUAUAUUAACAUGAGAAUUGCUGUUGAAGGAUGCAUGCACGGCGACCUUGACAACGUGUACUGGACUCUCAGGCAUUUGGAGAAGGUAGAGAACACGAAAAUCGACGUUCUCAUCUGCUGUGGCGACUUUCAGGCUGUUAGAAAUGAAAAGGAUUUGGAGAGCUUGAAUGUGCCACCUAAAUAUCGGAGCAUGAAUUCUUUUUGGAAAUACUACUCUGGAAAGGAAGUAGCUCCUUAUCCAACUAUAUUCAUUGGUGGGAAUCAUGAAGCAUCUAAUUACCUGUGGGAAUUGUACUAUGGAGGAUGGGCUGCACCUAAUAUAUACUUCUUGGGGUGUGCUGGAGUGGUGAAGUUUGGCAACAUCCGUAUUGGUGGGUUGUCAGGCAUUUAUAAUGCGCGUCAUUAUCAUUUAGGACACUAUGAGAGGCCUCCUUACAACGAUAGUGAUAUUCGAUCUGUCUAUCAUGUUCGUGAGUAUGAUGUUCACAAGCUCAUGCAAGUUGAGGAGCAGAUUGAUAUUUUUAUUUCACAUGAUUGGCCUCUUGGUAUCACUGACUUUGGGAAUUCUAAAGAACUCAUUCGUCAAAAACCCUUUUUUGAGAAAGAGAUUCAGGAAAGAACUUUGGGAAGUAAAGCUGCUGCAGAACUGAUGGAAAAAUUGAAACCCCCUCAUUGGUUUUCAGCUCAUCUGCACUGCAAAUUUGCAGCUCUAGUUCAGCAUGGGGAGGGUGGCCCCAUGACAAAAUUUCUUGCCCUUGACAAGUGCCUUCCAGGACGCAAGUUUCUGCAGAUUGUUGAAAUUGAAUCGGAGCCAGGACCUUAUGAGAUUCAGUAUGAUGAAGAAUGGCUCGCAAUAACAAGGAAGUUCAACUCUAUCUUCCCUUUAACCACUAAACGUGCAAACUUUGGAGCUGUACAGCUUGACUCGAAAGAAUGUCGUCAGUGGGUCAGGAGAAAGUUGCAUAUAAGAGGGGCCAAACCUUUUGAAUUUGCACGGACAGUCCUAUGCCAUGAUCCUUCACAAUAUACCUCUGAUGGUUCCUUUUCUGGAAAUCAUCGGAACCCUCAAACAGAAUCUCUUCUGCAGUUUCUAGAACUGCCAUAUCUCCUUGAUAAUGUGAUAGAAUCAGGGGAUUCAACCCAUAGUCCUGCAUCAUUUAUAUGUAGAGGUUCUUUUGACGAAGACAGUGAUCCCAUUGAUGAUGUGGAUGAAAUUGAAGAACAUACAGAAGUGGAUGAUGUAGAAACGGAGACUGCAGAAUAGUUUAGCUGUGGGUUAUUUGCUUUUACCUUUUUUUUCUUAAAAUUUUUUGAUUUUUCUUUACUAGGACGAAGCACACAUUCAGUUGUAAGAAUGUAGAAGGAUGCACUAUGUGAUGGGAGAAAUAAUUCUUGUAAUAUAUUUAGGGCAGAGUCCCGAGUAAUUGUAAUGCAUACCUUUGCCACUCCAGUUAAGCAAUAAAUUUUGCCAAGUCAAAUGUCCUGAUUAACAAUUUAA